GUCUUCAGGUGACUGCUCUGGCCAUCAGACCUGCGCCUUUUCCUUUCUUGUCGAAACCUGCUGGAUACUGCGAUCAUUGGGUAAUCGCCCUGCAUCUCCUUGCCAAUGGAGGGCGUCCGCCAGUCGUGCCGGCCAAAGCAUCAGGUCUUGGUCCUGAAAUGCUACCCACAAUAUCAGAAGGGCAUUCCGGAAGUCAAACCGAAUCCCAGUGAACUUUCUUAUCUGCUCUACUAUGCGAGCACUCGUCGCAGCAAGCUGACCAAGGUUGGCGCUUUCCUGGAGAAGCGGGCUGCCCGGGAUGUCUGGCGCCGCAAGAUCGGCAAUGUACAGGUGACCCUUCAAAUCCUCACUGCGCUUAUCGAGAAAGUUCCCCGCGACCUCCCCAUUUACGCCCGAUCGGUGUUGACCGUGAUCGAAACGGUCCUGCGCUCCCGUGAUAUUACUAUUGUCGAGGAUUCGAUCGCGACCUUUGAGACUUUCUGCCGCCAUCAGGAUAUGGCGGCGCUGUCGGCGGAACAGGACUUUGCGACUCAGUACCGCGAAGUUGUGCGGACCUAUGCCAGCUUUGCUGAGGUUGAUCCCAUUCAGUUGGACCCUGCUGCUAGCGGCCCAUUGGCGAUACGGUGGAGGAACGCGGGACUACGUGCGAUCAAGGGCGUGGUUAGUUCUGAGGCGGGCUUGGCUGCUGAUGGCGGGGAUUCGCUGAGGAUCAUCUUGCCCGUCAUUUUGGAGAACCUGUGUAAAGGCGAGGAGGAUAUGCUUGCAUACCUGGAAAACCAGCUUCUGGAAUCGGAAAAGAGCGGCGAAGCAGACCUCGCGCACCGCCGGCGAGUUAGCAACGCGACCGUUCAGACCGUCGACACCGUGAAUGGCGACCCAGCAUUGGCUUCUCAAUCCGCGGCCGAUGCAGACAAGAAAGCGGAAAUGGAUGUGAGACUUCUCGCACUCCGCUGCCUCGAGCGCAUUGUUGUCACCGGAAGCAGUCGCGGCCAGAUCCGCGUGACGACCAAAAUUGUAUUGGAUUUCAUACUCCGCAGAAACCGAGCCACCAAUAUGGGCUUGUCUCUCGACUCGAGGGACAAUUGGGCUACAUCGUUGAUCGAGCUGGUCGCCAAAUGGUGUCCGGUGCAGGUCCGUUUCAUCAUCCUGGUAGCUGCCAUGGAGCUCCUGUUCGACAUGACGCCGAGAGAAGAGGCCCUAGAUGAGCCUUUUACCGUUGUCUACAUGAUUGACUGGCUGCUUAAAUCACCGGUGAAUAUGAUUGGACUGAGCGUGAUUGAUAUCCUUCUGGGUCUCUUGCAGCACAUGUCGUUUUUGCUGCCGCCCGCGGGGACGGAAAAGCCAACCGAACCAUCUGCGAAGAGACGAGAAUUGCUAGCUCUCUUUCAGAAGUGCAUUGGUGACCUCACAACACACAUCUAUUACGGGGACCAAGUUGUGGACAUGAUCCGAGUGAUUCUGACUCGGAUCAAGCCUUCGUCCAACGAGCAACCUGCGCAAUUUCAAGCUGAUUCUCCCGGUGCCGGCUCACAGACCGGAAGUCUUUCUGGGGAGUCCAGCGCGGUGGUGUUUUCGUCAGCUGGCGGAAGGGUUGCCGCUCUGAGAGCCAUCAAGAACGUUCUCCUGGUCGCGAAUUCCCGCAAACCCUCCGCUGUGCCCGGCGUGGAGUCCAGGAACCACGUGGGAAUCUACGUCUGGGAAGGGACCCAGUGGUUGUUGCAGGAGCGUCAAAGUGAUGUGCGUUACGCAUACGCCGAUGCGUUACUGUCCUGGUUGAAACUCGAGACGAACCAGACCGACCUGAUGGUCAAGGACAAGUACGCGAAACCCUCAAGCCCGAAGCGGGAGCCAACGGAUCCUGGCGAAAGGCCUGGAAAGCGAUCUGUUUCGGCGGCCGUGCAGAGAGAGAAGGCCGCAAUCGCAGCGCAGUCCAACUUCCUCCGCAUGCUCCAUCUGACUCUCUACGACAUUGCGCUCGAGAAUCCUACACGCGUGUCCGAAAUUCGGUUCCUCCACUUGAUCUUGACGAAUUUGGUGGAGAAACUCGGCGUCAACGCCGCGCGAUUCGGGCUUCCGAUGGUGCUGAAGCUUCAAGACGACAUGAGCAGCGUUCAAAGCUUGGCAUCCGGGCCUGCUAAGGUGAACAUCGGAAGCCUGGUGUAUGGGUAUCUGUGGGCCUUGUCUGAGCGAUUCGAGCUGGAAUCCUCGCCGGCGGGCCUGGCUAUUCAAGACGAAAUCUUGAAAAGACAGAAGCUUGGUCUUUGGCUUGACCAUAUCCGCUUGCCGGCAGCAGAUCUCGAUCAUAUCCUACAAGGCGGCGAAUCUCAUGCUAUGGCCGAUAGCGCCAAGAACGCAGACCAGAUUAUCCCAUUCACGAACGAUAUUGAGCCCCUUGUCCGGGGUAUUGAACACGCGUACAACCAGGCUGCGCUCUCCUCUGCACACAGUCCCCCGGGCUCCCCAUCACGCAGCUUGACCAUGCCCGUUCAGGGACAUGGAUCGAUUUCUUCCCAGCACAACCAUCUUCUGCCACCCCUCGUUAGGGAGCAGAUGCUCUCGGCAUGGUCCCGAGAAUCAUGCCUGGCCGCUGCGGAGCGCGAGAAGACCGAAGCACUGUCUCUUUAUGGUUCUAGGGCUGGGGCAUCGGCGAUGCGCAGCCAUGUCUACCUCAAUGGGGCGGAGAAUAGCUCACCUUCGAACAGCUCACCUACCUCCGCACAACAAAGUGCAGCCGGCCUGCACAAUGCGCGUCGGAUGAGUGUCCCUGAAUCCGCCAGGACACAGGUUCAUGGCGCCACUAGAGAGUCUCCUGUCCACGUUAAUGACCUGCGGCGCGUUCUUUCGAUCAAUGAUCAGGACAAGAUGCGACGACUGAGUCCGUUGCGCGGUCGCCUGGAUGCAUCCAACCGCAGCGUUAUCUCGUCUAGUAGCGAGAGCAUGGUCAGCGGUUAUUCCUUGUCCGAGAUCGACGGAGAUGGUGCAUCGAUACGGCCCCAGUCCACUCGGGACGGACAUGUAGAUGCAGACGGCACGGUGACUCCCAGAGCUUCCUCCCUGGCUUUCUCAGAGAAUGGACAGGCCUACUACAUGGCCGACGACAUUCCACCCGUGCCACCAAUUCCCCCAUCUUUGUCAAUCUCCGCCGGUGACUCGCAGCGCUCUCUGGCCUCUGACCGACCAUCCACUGCCCCCGGGCCACGUCGGCUACCGAUAGCGAACGGCAAGCCAGGCACACCUGCCGCGCCUCACCAUGGCAAGUCCCUCAGCAAGCACAAGAGUCGGUCAAGCACAGGACUCGCAGCCGCAGCAGCUGACGGCGAUUACCCGAGAAGCCAUGGGUAUGACGGAGUGCCCGACAUGGGCGAUUUCGACAGUGCUCAGCGACGAGACGUGCAGAACCUGCUAAACGGGUUCCUGUCGCCGGCGCAUGCAGAGUCGCGCAAUGGCACCAGCACCGGCCGGCCCCGUGGUGCCAGCCGACGAGGCGUGACCGGUGGAAUCGGACGUCCACCUUAUUAAAAACAUUCUUUACUUUCAUCACCCACUUCAUCCACCUUCAUUCUUCAUUUCAUUUCAUUCCGUCUUCUCUUCCUUUCCCGAGGUCUUUCAAUACAGGUUCGAGUCAUGAUUUC
Aspergillus sclerotioniger CBS 115572 is the source of this 3632-nucleotide messenger RNA. RefSeq lists its product as uncharacterized. The coding region runs from base 106 to 3519 and encodes 1137 amino acids. The transcript is spliced from 2 exons. Lineage: Eukaryota; Fungi; Ascomycota; Eurotiomycetes; Eurotiales; Aspergillaceae. The record is from RefSeq and is a predicted model, not a curated record. Gene Ontology annotation, biological process: protein localization to plasma membrane. Gene Ontology annotation, cellular component: plasma membrane.